Messenger RNA from Acipenser ruthenus (sterlet), 4513 nucleotides. RefSeq names its product heparan sulfate glucosamine 3-O-sulfotransferase 4-like. Gene Ontology annotation, molecular function: [heparan sulfate]-glucosamine 3-sulfotransferase activity. Bases 699 to 1982 code for a protein of 427 amino acids. NCBI's taxonomy places the organism in Eukaryota, Metazoa, Chordata, Actinopteri, Acipenseriformes, Acipenseridae. The record is from RefSeq and is a predicted model, not a curated record. The transcript has 2 exons.
UCCGCGCAAAGUUAGCAGAUUAUCAAAGGGACCAAAACUGGCAGCGGAGUCGGGUUCACUCUGCAUUCUCAGUCAUACGCGUGUGCUUAUUUUAUGCUUAAUUACCCUUUGGAUACAGUGACUGGUCAUUCACCGGGUUCUCCCGCAUGGCAAUGGGUUGGUGAAGUACGAGGGGCGUGCGGCAAACGCAGACCUGCCUAGCACACUACUUCCAAAAUACUUUGUCGGUUACUAGUGUUUUCCCUUUAAAAUGUCAAGACUUCGUCCAUCAGGAUCUGUCCAAUGCAAGCCGAGCUGCUCAUUUGGAAGGAGGCGAGAUUGCUGCCUUUCUGGUCUAAAGGUGUGCUCGUGUAAAUUGUGACAAAGGCUGUCAGGAUUGAAAUCAGAAAUCGAUAUUCUAAGAAUGCGUGGGGAUUCUCUUUUGGAAUAUUAACAAUCUUUUUUAAUAAAGAUUAAUCGUUUUUAAUCGUUUUGUUUUUCUGCUGGCGUGCUGUUUGCUUUUCGAGUUAAACUACAGCGGCUAGUACUAGGUCUGAUAACACACUACGGCUAUCUACUUCGACUAUUCGCGGCUGUUCUUACCUCCAGUUUCAGCAAGAACUGUGCUGGACAGAGUCAGUUUGUUGGUAAGGGUCCAUGCGAGACUUGGGGUGGAAACAUGUCUGGUCAUUUCUCUGUGAGGAUCCCUGCUGUCAGAGAUGGCAUUUUGGUCCAGCACUCCAGCUUUAACCCCUAAAGUGCCUCGAAAGAUUUUGUUCAUGUUCACUCUCUCCCUCUCUGUCACCUACUUAUUCUACAGUUUGAUGAGCUGUUACAAUACCCUGCAGUUCCCCCUGCAAGACAACUACCUGUACCAAGCCAGGCUAGUGACAGAAGAGACCACUUUGGGUGCGUUACGGAAAAAACUUUAUUCCGCAACAUCGUCACAGGGCUAUUUCAGCGAAAACGCGGUGGAAAGCACCACGGAGCAGACGCGGACAGCCGGCUAUGCAGUCUCCGUCGCAGUCAUUGAAGGUACCGGUACGCUUCCAACUGAGGAGAGGACAAAGGUCUGGUUCAAAACUCAGUUAGCUCCCACGGAAAUGAUCACCGGUCGAAAUGUCGUUUUCGAGAGGGAGCAGCACCAGGAAUCCAGCACCACGGACGACGAACUAAACCGAAGAGGGGAUAGCACAUCUACCCCCGAAUAUGGGGAAAAAAAGUUACCCCACGCCAUUAUUAUUGGAGUGAAGAAAGGGGGUACCAGGGCUCUUUUGGAAGCCCUGAGGGUCCACCCUGACGUGAGGGCAGUAGGGGUAGAGCCCCACUUCUUUGAUAGGAACUACGAGAAGGGAUUCGCCUGGUACAGGGACCUGAUGCCUUCGACACUUGAAGGUCAAAUUACCAUGGAGAAAACGCCGAGCUAUUUCGUAACUAACGAAGCCCCGCGGCGCAUUCACUCAAUGGCGAGGGACACCAAACUGAUAGUGGUGGUCAGAAACCCAGUGACCAGAGCCAUCUCCGACUAUACACAGACUCUGUCCAAGAAGCCAGAGAUCCCCAGCUUCGAGGUGCUGGCUUUUAAAAACAGGACACUAGGGCUGAUUGAUGCAUCGUGGAGUGCCCUACGGAUAGGGAUCUAUGCUCUCCACCUGGAGACCUGGCUGCAGUAUUUUCCGCUUUCGCAGAUGCUUUUUGUCAGCGGAGAGAGGCUUAUUAUUGAUCCAGCAGGGGAAAUGGCCAAAGUGCAGGACUUUCUAGGACUCAAAAGGAUUGUAACAGACAAACACUUCUAUUUCAAUAAGACCAAGGGGUUUCCCUGCCUGAAGAAGCCAGAGGACAGCAGUGCUCCAAGGUGCCUUGGCAAAUCCAAGGGUAGAACUCACCCCAAAAUAGAUCCCGAUGUUAUUCACAGACUACGGAAGUUUUACAAACCCUUUAAUAUGAUGUUUUACCAAAUGUCUGGUGAGGACUUUCAGUGGGAGCAGGAGGAAAUCCGGUGAACUGCUUAUUAAAUGUAAUAUUGCAGGAAAGCAUCGCUAGCCUUUUCAAAUCAAGAACCUAAUUACGAUACUAUAUCAUAAAAGAAGGUUGAGCUUGAAGGCCACACAUUUCAAAAACAAUAAACAAACCAACAAUCGCUGCUUUAUUUAAGUACCAAGCUCCAUUCAGGAGCUGUCAUGGUAUUAGCAACACGGUGGUGGGGGUGGGGGAUCAUUGUGGGGACGAUCAAGGUGGGGACAUUAUUUCAUAUACAUUGAAAAAGGGUGUAAAAUGUUGCAGAGUAAAAUCACCAACAAUUCGGGAUAAGUGUCCUUAAUAAAAGUGAAUCAUGUACAAUGUAUUGAGCCAGCUGUUUGAUAAUAACAUAAUUUGAAUCAAUUGAACACGGUUUAUGCUUUAUUACCCAUGUUUAGUACCAAAUCAGACAUGUUUUAUUUUUUAUUGUGUUAAGAAAUUAGUUUGGACAAUCUUCAAUCAAUCAGACCAAACUAACCAGGAUAUAUACAGGGUUGCAUCACUCACCAGUGUUUCAAAUACCUGUCACCUCCCUGCUCUUGCAGAAUUCCAUUCCGGGGGUUAGUGCCCGUUGCCUUGGAGACUAGGCUGGGUUUGGGCCUCACCUCCCCAAGAACAGCUCCCUUACUAACAGAACUUUGGGCCCUGGGUCAAACUGGAAUCACCAAGCAAAGUGUGGCCUGUUCUGAGGAAAUUCUGGCAACCUAGUGGGAAGAGAUUUUACUUGCCCUAACCCAGUUCUGUUUUUCUUCUUGUUGUUUUUUUUUCUUUUUUUAGCAAUAUUGAUUUGAAUUGCAGGACGUUUUGACUUCUUCAAACAAUAUUGGAAUGAGGUGCAGGAAUUGUCUUGAGUGUAUUCAUUACACUGGUCCAGUACUUCAUUUAUAAUAAAAAAAAACACCGCCUGUCAAAUUUUUCAGCCUCACAAGGAUUCAGAAUCCAUAACAAAAAUUGGUCUGACAAUUUUUGUGUCCUAUAUGUAUUUCUUUGUCUUUUAAUUGUUAUGCCAAACAGUUCUAGACAUAAGACAUCCCUCUUAUUAUCACAGUAUGCAUCGGCUUACUAUUGUAUCUGUGCACUAAAAAAAAGAAAUAAUAAUAUAGUAAAUAACAAUAAAUGUGAGCUGGUAUUUUUUGUGCUGGGUGCAGGACAGUAAAUCCCCCGACUUUGUUUUCUCUGAACAGGUCACAUGCUCACAAUAUGUGGUUCUGCCUCCUGACGUGUUUUUACUCAACUAUACAUCCUCCAUCGUUUAUUAAUAUUUUAUUUUCUAAGAACACUUUUUUUUUUUAAGUGUUCAUUGCCAUGACGUGUUUUAGUUUCAAGAAUGUUUGUAUCUCUUUUUACUAAUUUGUUGUGGUCUUGGUCCUGUUUGUUCUUCAUAGUUCAGUCAGGAAACUCAUGCGCUAGAUGACUUAUUAAAGCUUAGAAUUAGACAACAUUACUACAUUAUACAUAUGUCUACACUACACAAGGUUAAAAGUGAGUUCCCUGCCUGAACCACCAAUUUGCUUCAUUUUCCAGUGCAGUCUAAUCACCUUCUUGGCUUUUUGCACCAUUGACAGCUUAUUAACCAUAGUGUUUUACUAUCUUUUUAAAAAAAAAGAAAAUGUACAGAGGGAUGAUGGGUAAUUAGUCUAUAAUAAUUUUUUUUACCACAUAAACUAGAUUCAUGUAAAAAUGUCUUGCAGUACUUUGUCAUAGCGAUCAUAGUUUGGUUUCACAUGACUUUAACUAUCAAUAAACAAAACAAUACUAUGUCCUGUUGCUAGAGUGUGAAUAUAGCUGAUGAGUGGCCUUUUAACUGAAUCAUGUAUAGGAUCUUCCCAGCUGAAGGAGGUGAAGUGUGUUGGGCAUAGCCUGCCUGACCAAAUGAACUGUGCUUAAAUGUAGAAUGGCCACAGACAUUUACAUUUAACCCUUCAAGGACUCUCUAAUUUUCUUUUGUGAGACAGAUGAGUUAUCACCGUGUGCUGUAGGGGUUGAUGGAAUUUGUGGGUUUCAAAUGGAACACUGUGGGGUGCCACAUUCUUUUCUUUUUAAUUCAGAAUUGCUUGAUUGUCAUUUUCCUGGAAUGCUCAAAGUCAUGUUUAUUAUUCUGUACUUACAAACAAACGAGCGUGGAAUUCAGCAGUUUAAAUUUGCAGCACUGUUCAAUAAAACAUAUUUGCAGCAGCAGAGAAUCGCGUCCUCUUUUUUUCUGAAAACAUCCAUGUUAAAUCCAUGUUAAAUUUGGAUCAUAACCCUCUCUGAAAAAAAUGAACACGGUUUCAUUAACUUGAUUUUAUUAUUCAAAAUGGGAUUUAAACAAUCCGCAGAGUUUUGUGAAUAGGUCCGUUUUUUUUAAUUCAACCUAAACAUAGUAUUUGAAUCUUUCCCUUCAGCAAACAGUUUUCCAGUUCGUACCAUUGAUAAACCUGAUAUGUUAAACCAUGUAUUUAACAAUAAUUUAUUUACUUACUUUAUCCUGGCUAAGCUGCUUCGAAAUAUGUAUUCUUGUCUUGUGUAACCAGAG